AAGUUCAUGCUAGUAUCUCUCUUAAAGCAAUCAAGAAACAUCCAUCUAGAUGACAUCUCUCAAGCUCAAGGAAAACCUUGGAGAUCAACGUAGCUUCGGUCGAGGGUUCAAAAUUUAUACCCAGAAUGAAAAGACCAAAAAUGAAGCAUCUGCCAUGACGAAAUCAAUUGCGGGUAGCAAAGAAGCCGUUCUAACUGCUGCAAAGGAUUCAAAGGGGUCUUUGAAGAAUAUGACCAAGAUCAAAGGCAAACGCGAUAGUUCUGAAAAUAAAGUUGUUCAAAGAAAAGCGCUGUCAGAUCUUAGCAAUCUUACUUCUUUCGUUUCUUCCACGAAAGUUUAUGAUGGCUCGAAAUCAACGAAGAAUCAGAGAAGUGCCUUGAUGGAGCGGGUUUCAGUGGCUUCGGUUGCUAAAACUGUUAAUGUCUCAUCCAGGAGAUCAUUCAAGGGAAAAGAGGGAGACCAUCUAAAUCGAGGUGCUAUUGGUGUUCAUACUUCAAAGACAGGAAAUACUAGAGAUCUGAAGACUUCCUUGAGUGUCCAAAGUGUUACAACCCAGAAUUCACAACGUAAAUCUAUUGUUACUAGCAGCAGGACAACCAGGAAUCCACUUCCACCCACAAGGAAGUCUUUACCGGUUUUGAAGAAGGGAAAAGCUACAGAAGCUAGCAAGACUACGAGUAAGGCUAAAGUUUGUGAGUCUGCUUCAAAUCAAGCAAGCAAUGCAAGGAGCCAUCUUUCAAGGAAUAGAGAGAGUGAUAGGUUUGUGAUAACGGCUACUAAAAGUCGAUCAAAUUCUGCUGCUCAUAACUUGCCAAGAUCUUUCAAGCCAUUUGUUAAGACUGCACUCAGGCCUUCUAAUGCUCAAAGAGCAUCAAAACCAAAGUGUUCUUCAGGUUUGGAAAAAGCAGUGUCUGUUGCUGCAAUCACAUCCAAGAAAGACAUAGGAUGUCCUCUUCUAGAAAAUAAUGUAGCAACAAUUUCUGGCGAAGCUAGCCAAAAGGAUCUUACUUCUAAUGGCAAUAGUGAUGCUAGCAUCAACAUGCCUGAUGUCCUUUCUAGGAAGAAAGCCAAGCGUAGGAGAUCUUAUACAUCCAUACUCAUGGCAGGAUCACAGCUAUUGGAGGGUAACAGUGGUGUCAAAGAAGAAGAAAAACUACCUGGCAUUGAUAAUGAUGACAAUCCGUUGGAAGUUGCUCCAUAUGUUGAUGAAAUUUAUCAGUACUAUUGGAUAAGUGAGAAAAUGAAUCCAUCUCUGGAAAAUUACAUGUCAACGCAAACUGAUAUUACUCCCCGUACGAGAGGCAUAUUGAUCAACUGGCUGAUCGAGGUGCACCUCAAAUUUGAUUUAAUGCAAGAAACACUUUAUCUCAUGGUCAAUUUGUUGGAUCAAUAUCUCUCAGAGGUCCAAAUAAAAAAGAAUGAGAUGCAGCUGGUUGGUCUUACUACCCUUUUGCUGGCAUCGAAAUAUGAGGAUUUUUGGCAUCCUAGGGUGAAAGAUUUAAUCAGUAUAUCUGCUGAGGCUUACACUAGUGAACAAAUGCUCAAUAUGGAGAAGUUAGUCCUUAAAACCUUGAAGUUUCGCCUAAAUGUGCCUACUCCCUAUGUCUUCAUGUUGAGGUUUAUCAAGGCUGCUCAAUCAGACACCAAGUUGGAGCAUCUAGCCUUCUACCUCAUAGAUCUGUGCUUGGUUGAAUAUGAAGCUUUGAAGUUCAAGCCCUCUUUGCUAUGUGCAUCAGCUAUCUAUGUUGCUCGGUGUACCUUGCAAAUGUCUCCAUCUUGGACCCCGUUGCUUUGCCGACACACACGCUAUGAUGUCUCAGAAAUCAGGGACUGCGCGGAAAUGAUUUUAAGAUUCCAACGAGCCGCCAAUUCGGGGCAAUUGAGGGUCACGUUCGAAAAGUACACGAGUAAGGACCUCAGUGGAGUUGCGGCGAUCGCGCCCUUGGAUAGACUUCCUUGAACUUUAUGAUCUUGAUGAUGAUUUCAGAAUGUUAAUAAAUAUAACUGUAAUGUCACAUGUAACAGAGGAAAUGGCGUGGAAGUUUUCAUGUUGACUAGAGUUGUGGUGUUGUAGGUAUAUGCAUUUUGAUUGUAUUGAGGUUUUGUUGAGUUUUAAGAGUGAGAUUGAUGACAGACAAUGAUGUUAUGAUGAUAUACGUUCAUACUUAAUCU
Molecule: messenger RNA, 2172 nt
Organism: Hibiscus syriacus
Lineage: Eukaryota; Viridiplantae; Streptophyta; Magnoliopsida; Malvales; Malvaceae
Product: putative cyclin-B3-1
Exons: 23
Coding region: 50-1960 (636 amino acids)
Biological process (GO): mitotic cell cycle phase transition; regulation of cyclin-dependent protein serine/threonine kinase activity
Cellular component (GO): centrosome; nucleus; cyclin-dependent protein kinase holoenzyme complex
Molecular function (GO): cyclin-dependent protein serine/threonine kinase regulator activity
Source: RefSeq, a predicted model, not a curated record